UUCGUAUUCACGAUUUAAUUCACUGUAUCUUUGUCGGUCCAAAUCAUCCCGAAAAGCUCGUUAUCUAAUUUCCUCUGGGUAUUUUAUAUAUAUAUAUAUAUAUAUAUACACUCCCGCACCGCGAAUCCAAUUCCAGGGUUCCGGCAUCAAGCGGAAACCGUAACUACCUAGAGACCUCCCCACAAAUCCAGCUCAAUUUUCCUCCGAUCACCCGAAGCUUCCGGAUCCUGGGGAGAUUAGAGGGACGAGGCGUUUCCAAAGGAGCAAGGCCCUGCUUUUUGUUCACAAAUUUCAUUCGCUUCUUUCAAUCCGAAGCUCAGCAGGUGUCCGUCUCGAUCCAUUUCACCCAGCUCUGCGCCUAGGGUUUGGAGGCGAUGUGCUACGUGGAUGUUGAUGUGUUUUUCUGAUUAUCGGAGGAAUUCGGGUUUUCAGAUUCUCGCAUUUAAACUUGAUGUUCCCUUGAAAAGAUGGAAUGUUGUGACGUUUUGAGACGAGGCAUUAAGAUUUGAUCUUGGGGAUCGUGAGAUGUACCAGCGCGCGGACACGGGUGCCACGCUGGGUGGGGUGGCGACGGACGCCGGAGAUGUGGUGGUGACGCUCGAUCAAGUGCCGAGGUGGAGCGAUGCGGACCAGCGAGCCUACGGCGUUGGGGACCCCGAUCCUUCGUCGCCCUUUUCCUACUUUUCGGAUCCUCUCACUUCGUCUUCGGGAGCUGAGACCGGGGGUAAUGGGGUGGUCUCGAGGUUUCCUGUGGAUCAUGAAAUCAAUUCGAUGAUAUAUCUGUGGCGUGGAAACCCGUGGAAUCUUGAGGUUGAUGCUGUUGUAAAUUCUACUAAUGAGAGCCUGGAUGAAGCACAUAGCAGCCCUGGUUUGCAUGCCGCUGCUGGACCCGGUCUUGCAGAAGAAUGUGCUACAUUGGGUGGAUGUCGAACUGGAAUGGCAAAAAUGACCAAUGCAUAUGAUCUCCCUGCUAGAAAGGUUAUUCAUACUGUUGGUCCUAAGUAUGCUGUCAAGUAUCAUACUGCUGCUGAGAACGCACUUAGCCACUGCUGUCGUUCUUGCUUGGAGCUUCUUAUUGAGAGUGGACUUCAUAGCAUUGCCAUGGGCUGUAUAUAUACAGAGGCAAAGAACUAUCCUCGCGAGCCAGCUGCACAUGUUGCAAUAAGGACUGUCAGGCGGUUUCUGGAGAAGCAGAAGGAUAAAAUAACUGCAGUUGUUUUUUGUACUACCACAUCAUCUGAUACAGAAAUAUAUAAAAGAUUACUUCCACUUUACUUCCCUAGGGAUGAGCAUGAAGAAGAGAUUGCAGUGUCUAAGCUUCCAGCAGAUGUCGGAGAUGAGAAUGGUGAGACAGUAAUAGAUGAACGAAAGAUCAGAAUAAAACCAUUGCCUGCAGUGUCAGUGUCUGUUCCAAAACCUUCAGCAGUCCCAGUUGAUUCUCCUGUUGCUGAUGUUGGAUUGACAGCGAGACGGAAUUCUUUCAAGUUAGAUUCAUAUCUGGAUCCUGCAUUUAUGUCAUUGAUUAAGGACCCGGAUCAGCGAAGGAUGGAGCAGUGGGAAAAAGCGACCCAAGUACAAAGUGGAUUUAGUUGUGGUAAGCUGUUGGGAUUUGGUGAUCUAGGUGGCCCUCCGUUAUCUGCAGCCGACGAGUACUCACUUCAUUCCAGAUAUCUUGCCAAAGCAAAUUCUCUUAAUCUUUCAGAGAUUGGUGAAAUGAAAAUUGUUUUUCGCGGUGGAGUAGACAGUGAGGGACAUCCUGUAAUGGUUGUGGUAGGAGCUCACUUUCUUUUACGGUGUCUUGAUUUGGAACGGUUUGUUCUCUAUGUAGUGAAGGAGUUUGAGUCCCUGAUCCAGAAGCCUUACACGAUUGUCUAUUUUCAUUCCGCAGCAAACUUACAAUUGCAACCAGAUCUAGGGUGGAUGAAGCGUUUGCAGCAGAUACUUGGUCGAAAACACCAGCGUAAUCUCCAUGCCAUUUAUGUUCUCCAUCCAACCUUGGGGCUGAGGGCUGCAAUCUUUGCUUUGCAGCUAUUUGUUGACGGAGAAGUGUGGAAAAAAGUUGUAUAUGUUGAUCGACUUUUGCAGCUGUUCAGAUAUGUGCCUCGUGAGCAGUUGACUAUUCCUGACUUCGUGUUUCAACAUGAUCUUGAGGUGAAUGGAGGGAAGGGUCAAAUUGUUGAUCCAAGAACAAAGCAUGUCUACCAAAGGCCCUCUGCGUGACCUCCUGGUUUUCUUGUAUAUUCAGUGUCUCUUUCGAUCAUUGUCCAUGUAAAAGGCAAUUUCCCCAUCUCCUGACAUCUAGUUUCGGAAGUUGGAAUUAUUUGAUUGGAUUUUCCACAAUGGGAAAGAAAGAACUAGGAAAUAAAUGCUGUGCCAGUCUUAUAUAAAGACAGUGGCUUUCUUA
Molecule: messenger RNA, 2404 nt
Organism: Elaeis guineensis (African oil palm)
Lineage: Eukaryota; Viridiplantae; Streptophyta; Magnoliopsida; Arecales; Arecaceae
Source: RefSeq, a predicted model, not a curated record